Thalassophryne amazonica is the source of this 1894-nucleotide messenger RNA. RefSeq lists its product as uncharacterized. The record is from RefSeq and is a predicted model, not a curated record. The coding region runs from base 1 to 1080 and encodes 359 amino acids. NCBI's taxonomy places the organism in Eukaryota, Metazoa, Chordata, Actinopteri, Batrachoidiformes, Batrachoididae. The transcript has 4 exons. Gene Ontology annotation, cellular component: nucleus.
AUGUGUUUCUCCACUGUGGCCGCAUCUACAGUUCUUAAUGUAACACAGUACAGUGUCUGUAAACAUGCCCAGGUCCUCAUCCUGAAAGACGUCCCAGUCGGUCUGCUGGCCCUGGAGCCUCGCUGUGCUGUAGUACAGACUGUCAAAGGAGUGCCACUGAGCUGUUCAUACCGGCCUGCACGGUACGACCGAGACGUCGCUAACGCAGUACCAGCAGUGGAGAGGCGGGCCUUUCCAGGUGGUCAGACCGAAGAAGUCCUUUACCUGCUCGUACUGCAGCAAGAUUUGAGCGAGCGGGCCACCUGGAAAGACAUUACGAAUUCAUAUGGGGAGAAACCAUAUGGCUGCCACAUCUGUGGGCGAUGCUUCAACCAGAAGAGCAGCCUCAAAGGCCACAUGAAGACACACAGAAUAGGGGAGAAUAUGGACCUGCAGGAGUCACAUCAGCUGAUGUUUUCGAUGCCCAAUAAUCAUCCACUGGAGAACCUCUGUGAAUCCAAAUCUGGCCUGGCAGCUUUACAGGAGGGGCUCCCAGGCUCCGCCUACAGCGAAGCUGCCGGCGAGCAGGUGUUGAUGCUAAAGGUCGAACAAAACGAGGAUUUUCAAACCCUCGGUCAGGCAGAAAACGACGUGGGGUCAGACACAGCCGCCCAGAACCGGCUGUGGAUUGAGAAGAGCAGCGGCACAAUCGUCCUACACGACAUCGAGUAUCAACUCAGUCCUACGGCGCCAGCCGAGCACCGGAAGGACGCGUCACCAAAUAAGAGACUGCCGUAUGUCAAUGACAAAGAAGCGAUGGAAAUGAUCCACAGUGGUCAUUAUCCGCUGGGAAUGCCGCCCACCUCCUCGGACAAGCAGGAUCAGCUCAUCAUAGAGGAGGUGGUGGUCAGCGAGUACAGCGCCGUCACCGACAGCUCGCAGGAAGUCUUUGAAUUUAAAAUCACCAACUCAGGCGGCUGUGAGGACGACGGCAGCGCAGACGCCGCCAGACAGAACUGUGUCAUUUGCUCCUCCUGUGGACAGAGCUUCAACAGUUUUUGUGUGUUUCAGAGUCACCAGUGUAACGGUAAUGACAAGUAACAACACCUCAGCUGUGUGGUGAAGAGUUCAACCAAAUAACCCUCCUGACAGACACCACAUCACCUCUGUGGAUUCUUGUUCUGGCAAAUGGACCUUUUUCACUGCAGUUCAACAAACCUCAUCCUUAAACAGCAGCACGGUGAUCUGUGCUCCUCAAAACUUGUAUCCUUGAUAAUAAUGACGAGUUUGAUGUAAUCCAGUGGGCCCUAUCUUGAUAGUAUGUAGAUCACGUAGCACAAGUGUGGUUGGUGUGUGUUCAGUUCCACGGGGUACAGAUUUACUCUGUUCAUUCAUCCUGGGUGUGGUGCAUCAUUAUGUAGUGGGAUAACUCCGUAGUUAGAGGUUUACUGGCGAGGAAACGUCUCUGUGACAAAGCGUGCGAAUGGCUCGUUUACGGGAGCAGCCACAGAGCUCCGAGGUGAAGCAGUUGAACAUCUCAUUCCUGCAACACUUCCUCCUCCAUCUCUGUUCACCCAGUUUCCUCCAUAUCCUAUCAGGCACAGACGGCCUCGCGGCCCGAGAAAGGCGCACGUCAGGCUGCAUCUUGGUGCCCCCCCCCCCCCCCCCCACCCCGUGAACAAAAAAUAUGGUACAUACCAAAGUUAUGUACAGUAAACUUUGCAUUUUUCCCCCAUUAGUGUUUAAUUUUUCAUUUAAAUUCCAUGUUAGUUUGAGGGAUGAGUGCACAUGUCUGCGUGCACGCAGGUGUGUAAGACACGUGUGGAUGUUGCACCAUAUCAACAGCUAUAAAAACAUCAACAGCUACCUCAGGAUACAAACCCAACAACACUGCACCUGACCGCUCUGCUUUCAG